AAAAGAGUGCGUAAGAGAGAGAUGGAGAGACCUGAAGAGAGAGAGAUAGAGAGACACCAAUGGCGACCAGACGUAUACAGCUGGAUUGCAGAAGGAUUAUUUCAUGAGAAUCAUCAUGGUACAAUUCUGCUAAUCCUUUUUAUCGACAUUUAUAUUUCAUCUUAAUCGUCUGUUAAUGUUGUGGAGGGAUCUGAAGACAGAGAUAGAGAGACACCAAUUGCGACCAGGCGAUCAUAUAAACAGGUGGAGAGCAGGAGGAAUAUUUCCUAAGAAACAUCAUGGUAUCUACAUGGGUGAUGACCGAGUGGUGCACUUCACUAGAAGAAAGGAACGUUCCUGCCCAGCUUGUGAGAUGCUAGAGCAUGGUGAUCGUGACAGGGGAGUCAUCGUAUCUUGUCUCGAUUGUUUCAUAGACUCGGGAUUGCUGGGCCGUCGUGAAUACGGCGUUAGCACGGAGGGCAUCGCAGAAUCCGAUCCGGUAGAGUUGGUGCUGGAGAGGGCUGAUCAGUCUCUGCUUGCAAAUUAUAAUAAUGAAUUCGGGGAAUAUGAUGCAUUGAUUAGGAACAGUAGUGAAAAAUUUGCAUUCUUCUGCAAAACUGAAGGAUACUCAGGACCAUGGUAUGAUUAUUUACGACAACGAGGCGAGUUGCAACCAGGCGAUCAUAUACGCAGUUGGAGAAAUCGGCAUGGUAUCUACACGGGUAAACACCUCGGUGUGCACCGAGUGGUGUACUUCACUGGCGCUCGAGAAAGGGAAGCCUGCUCAUCUUGUCGUAGCUCAACUGCGUAUAGUAUUCGUAACAGUGGAGUCAUCGUAUCUUGUCUCAAAUGUUUCCUUCACUCGGGACCGGGCACCUAUUUUUACAAUUCAUUGCAAUUUUAUAGACGCCAUGUGAACAAUGCAGCACAUGAAUCCAGUCCCGCGGUGGUGGAGAGGGCUUUUAGUAAGCUUUUUGAGAAUGGAUUCGGUGAAUAUGAUGAAAUUACUAAUAACGAUGAACAUUUUGUAAUCUACUGCGAAACUGGGCAUCCGCCUCCACGACCGUAAUAACCG
Molecule: messenger RNA, 1054 nt
Organism: Salvia miltiorrhiza (redroot sage)
Lineage: Eukaryota; Viridiplantae; Streptophyta; Magnoliopsida; Lamiales; Lamiaceae
Exons: 3
Coding region: 176-1048 (290 amino acids)
Source: RefSeq, a predicted model, not a curated record